Molecule: messenger RNA, 2618 nt
Organism: Chiloscyllium plagiosum (whitespotted bambooshark)
Lineage: Eukaryota; Metazoa; Chordata; Chondrichthyes; Orectolobiformes; Hemiscylliidae
Source: RefSeq, a predicted model, not a curated record
AAAUACUGUUACGAAUACCGAUAUGACUUUGAUCGAGUCUCUUCGCCACCGCAUAAAGGGAGAGGAGAAAAACAAGACCUAAUCAGGUUCGGUGUUGUGUGUAAAUCUAAUUCACCUGGGACACCACUAACUCACCUGUUAACCCACUGAUGCAGCAAAGUACGCGCUUUCCUCCCUGCUUUAUCUGUUGUUCCGUGGCUAUGCAAAUAAAGAGGACGACGAGCAACCCGGACACAGGAAUAUACGUAAAAAAAUAUCUUCACACGUAUAGAAACAGAUGCACGACAUGUAUUUAAACUUCGAUCACAACGGUCGUGAAAGAAGCCGGCACGUUCUUGAAAGGUGUGAUUUUUUUUAGAAAACAAAGAAAAAUUCAUCGAUCUGACUUUUCCAGGAGCUAGGCAGACCUCGAGCUGGCGCGCUCCCGCUCGAAGCUGGAGGCCAGUAACCGUUCCGCGAGACGGGGAAGCCAUUUGAAUUUUCGAAACGCGUGCCGUUCCUAACGGUUUCCUGUUUUUUUUUUAAAAGCGCCCGUUUCCAAAUUGGGAGGGGGGAGGGGGAAUAGAAAUAAAAACAUGCCUUUGUGUAGCUGAACCCCGUCCCCUUAUUUCCUCAACCUUUUUACUCUCUCUCGACGCAUCAGUUUAUUUUGUGCAGAAGGUUACAAGAAGAUAUAUCUGGAAGGACUUUGAACAUUAAAAGCAUUUGAAUAUUUAUUAACAAUAAUCAAAGAUAAUCCGAUAUGGAUGUUGCAAAUAUUGCUCCAAGGAAGGUUUUCAGAGCAAAGAAAACACUUCAAGUAAGUGACCGCAAGCAGUGGGAAGCAUUAAUCAGAAUCAGACCUCAGAAUGGGAACAAACAACCCUUUAGAGAGCGGGAUCAUUUGACAAGUGAUUUGAAGUGCACGGAUACAGAAGAUGUCAGUAAACCUGAUGAACAUUUAAUUUCAAAUUGUCCAAAAAGUGAUAUUUCAAAACCUGAACUGAACCAGACUUUAACACUUCACUGCAAAAAUGAGGUAAUCAAGGCCAAGUUCAAACAUUGUUCUGUUACACGGAUGUCAGAUAAACAACUGGAGAAUGCUGGAUUAAAAAGUCAGGAAGAUGUUCAAUCCAAUGGUCAUCCUGAAACUAAAAACCAAGAUCCUCAGCAAAAAGAAUUUCAGAAUAUUGGUUUACUCAAAAUGUCUCUGAAAUCCUCCUCUGAAACUGCUGACCAAAACACAACUGUUACAAAUGGUAGUGCUAUUUCCUGCUCCACAUGUGCAUUAAAAGAAGACUUCAACAGAACUUCUAAAACCCAUUCAACUAAGGUUCCUGCAUUGCUUGACCAGAAGAACUGUGUGACUUCCAUCAGCUUAGAUAAGAAAUGGAAUAUUGAGCCAGUCCUUCACACUAUUGGUGUUGAAGAUCUUAAAUUUGUUUCUUCAGGUGCUUGUGAAAAGACGAGUAAUCUAAAGAAAACAAAGCACUCUAUUAGUCCAAUUUCAGAAAAUUUGUCCAAUGUGCAUUUGUCAGCCCUACAUAUUGCUCAGGAUGUAAAUGACAAGGUUGAAGGAAGUGUACAAAAUGAAAGACAAAAACCUUCUGUUUCAAAAUGUCUUCAUGUAGAAGAUCAAUCAAAGAUAGAUGAAUCUAAAUUACUGAUUAAUUACCAAGAGCAGAUUGAAUGCAAUACAAUUAUGGACAAGAAGAGGUCUGGUUUAAGAAAAAGGACCCAUUCAAGCAGUGAAGAAAGAAGUAGCAACAAGCAAUUUAAGACUUCAGAAGGUGACAAAAGUGACCAUCUUAAAUUACAUUCCAAAAGCCAAAGUGCAGAAACUACCAAGAAGAAGUGUUUUCAUGAGAUCCAGAAAUGGAUUCACCAAAAGAUUGCCACUGAACUUAGAAGUGAUCAUUUGAACAACAAACUUGAAGACUUAACAAAAAGAAUUGAAAAUAUUGAGUGUAGACAAAAUCAUGAAGAACUGGCUAAAACUAUUCAAAUUCGAAUAAAACGAUUGGAAAGAAAGGUAAAAGCUGCCUUGAAAACUGUAAAUACUCAAUCACUUAGAAAAACAGCAGAGGAGAGCAAUUCAGCAUCAUUUUCUCUAAAACAAUCUGAUAUACAUCCUGUGCCACAAUAUGCUACCACUGGAGAAAAUUCAACCAAUGCACUGGAGCCUGAGUCAAUUGCAGAAUAUAUGGAUUCAUCUGCUACACCUGCCACUGUACCAGACCAAUCCUCUCAGCCAUUGCCUUACAAGGAACUUCCAGAUUCUUCCAACUGUGAACUGAGCUUACAGUUACCUGGAAGAACUUCAAAUUUUGUACCUGAGGAUGCUGAGAUUGCAUGGAAUAUUCCACUACCAAAGAACUUGGAUACUGUAACUCCAUCAAGUACACAUUACAGUGAUAUUUCAAAUGCAACACAAAGCAAUAAGGUGUCUCCUGAUACUCUGACUUUACAAUGUGAUGAUAAAGGACCAACAGUUGGUGUAGAACAGUGAAAACUCUGCUGUCUGUGUGCUAGCUCACAUCAAUUGCCAUUUACUCAUCACACUUGUGGUCACUGGAUCCUGCUUGUGCAACAUCUCAAUUUUAAAAUUCUGAUCUUUAUUUUCAAUCCCUCCAUGGUCC